Molecule: messenger RNA, 1144 nt
Organism: Pseudovirgaria hyperparasitica
Lineage: Eukaryota; Fungi; Ascomycota; Dothideomycetes; Acrospermales; Acrospermaceae
Exons: 2
Coding region: 142-726 (194 amino acids)
Biological process (GO): tRNA 5'-leader removal
Cellular component (GO): ribonuclease P complex
Source: RefSeq, a predicted model, not a curated record
AGAGCUAAGCAAACUACGCGUGUGGGAUUGCACAUGAGUGUUACACAAUAUCUCAUCAACUAGAAGCGGUACUACUAUAGAAUGUAUCCUUCUGAAAUGACUGCUGACAGAGAAAUGUAACCUGGCCCGCACGAACACAAUAUGGUUCGCAUCAAGAACAGAUAUCUGCUUAUCAAUUUUUUGUACCCUACACCUUCAAAGGCGUCAGCAAAAGAACCGCUUCCAGAUGUGGUAUAUUUCCAACAACCAAGUUCUGACGCUUUGACACCGCAGUUCUUGAUAAGACUGAUUCGAGAUGGCAUCCUCGAAAUGUAUGGCGAAUAUGGCGCUGGAGCAGUCGGUAGCGGCUUGAAGGUGAAUUACCUUUCCGCCGCAACCUCGACUGCGAUCAUACGAGCCCCGCGAAAUCAUUAUCGUCUCGUCUGGGGUGCACUUUCAUUCAUUACUAAGCUUCCAGCACCGGUCAGCCAGCAAUGUGUAAUACGUGUUGUGCGUGUAUCAGGAACUAUCAGGAAAUCCGAGGACGAAGUUAUUCGGCGGGCAAAGGAAACGAUUAUGAAGGCUCAGACUGCUGCAAAGCUCAUAGGCAGAGACGCAGGUGCCCAACUACAGCAGGUCGUUAAUCAACCAACCCCACGAUUGCAAGACAGCGAAGGUAUCGAGGACGAUGAUACAAAUGAAGAGGACGAUGAGAUGGAGGACGUCGGCGAGAAAAUCGAACGAUGAUAUUGUGCGAAGCCCAGGCGUCAACAUGCACAUUGCGUUGAUAGACAACAUUUUGAGACAAAUUGACACACCAAGCAACUACUGCAAUAAACGAAAGAAGCCACUUAUCGCAGCUACGAGUAACAUAAGCCCGGAAUGAAACGAAAGUCAGUACUUGGCGAUCGGACUUGAAUCAAGUGGCACAGAAUCAAGUGGCACAGAAUCACACACCAUGGAAGAAGAUACAAAGUGUCAGGGUAUCUUUGUUUCAAAUGAUGGGAAUACUAUCCCCUGGAUUUCAGGAUUGCCUAGCUUGUCCAAUACACACAAAGCCAAAGUUCAGAACUUGGUAGCAAGUACAGCAUUUGACAGUACUGUAUGAUAUAGUUAAUUCGGAUGCCUUUGAAGUAAGACUGUCAUAAUCGAAUCACAUGCCAUG